AUGCAUCUCGCUCUGUCUCUGCUCGCCCUCACGGCAACUUCAACACUGGCUGCGCCGGUGAAUUCCGUUUCUCAAAAGCAGGACUCUGCUGCUCCGAUCCGUACCUCCAAACUCCUGGCUCCCAUUUCCCACCCUGCCAAGGAGGAAUCUCACUUGAAGGCCCGUACCUUCGGUCUUCUGUCUGGUCUGCUCUCCCAUGGUGUGGGCGGAUCCGGAUCUGCUGAAUGCGAAGCCUGCGAGGGUGAGGCUGGCAGCUCCGCUGGUGGCAGCGGUAGUUGGGGUGGUCAUCUGGGUGGUGGACUUAGCGGCCAUCUCGGUGGUAGUCUCGGUGGUAGCCUGGGCCUCGGUGGCAGUGCUGGCUCCGGUGAAAAUUGUGAUGAAAAUGGUGAAGGAGGAGUGAGUGUUGGCGGCUCUGCCGAUGGAUCUGCUGGCAGCUCUAUUGGUGGCAGCAUUGGAGGAAGUACUGGUGGUUCCGCUUCUGGCUCCUGGGGAUGGCCAGUUCCGGGCUCGGUUGGAGGAUCUGUGGGUGGUUCGGCCAGUGGUGACGCUGGUGCCUCCAGCUCCGGCUCCGGCUCGACUGAAGGCUCCGGCUCUAUUGGUGGCUCUGCUAGCGGCUCGGCUGGCAGCGACACGGGUGCCUCUGGUACUGCUUCCGCCUCUGGCUCGACCGAAGGCUCUGGCUCUAUUGGCGGCUCUGCCAGCGGCUCGGCCGGCGGUGACACGAGUGCCUCUGGUACUGGUUCCGCCUCCGGCUCGACCGAAGGCUCCGGCUCUAGCUCUGGCGGUAUCAGCAUCGGCGGCAGCGCUACUGGCAGCAGCGGCGCCUCUGCCACUGCCUCCGCCACUGCCUCCGCCAGCGCCGGUGCGAGCGCCUCAGCCGGUGCCUCUGCGACUGGAUCGGGCCCUGACAAUGGUGAGGAUUGCGACGAGACCGGCGCCGAUGCGACUACUGGUGACAACGGCGACGACUACGGCCAGGACGCUGGUGAGGGUGGCGACUCGUCCGCGGGCGGCGAUGACUCCGAGGGCUGCGACUGUGAUGAGUGA
This is a messenger RNA of Aspergillus fumigatus Af293, 1047 nucleotides long. RefSeq lists its product as uncharacterized. Lineage: Eukaryota; Fungi; Ascomycota; Eurotiomycetes; Eurotiales; Aspergillaceae. Bases 1 to 1047 code for a protein of 348 amino acids. The transcript has a single exon. The record is from RefSeq and is a predicted model, not a curated record.